Molecule: messenger RNA, 3004 nt
Organism: Oncorhynchus masou masou (cherry salmon)
Lineage: Eukaryota; Metazoa; Chordata; Actinopteri; Salmoniformes; Salmonidae
Product: DNA repair protein RAD51 homolog 1
Exons: 10
Coding region: 1396-2409 (337 amino acids)
Biological process (GO): chromosome organization involved in meiotic cell cycle; double-strand break repair via homologous recombination; DNA strand invasion
Cellular component (GO): condensed nuclear chromosome
Molecular function (GO): single-stranded DNA binding; double-stranded DNA binding; ATP hydrolysis activity
Source: RefSeq, a predicted model, not a curated record
AACUGUGAGAGACGGAAUCUAAAACAAAAAUCCAGAAAAUCACAUUGUAUUAAUUUGCAUUUUAUUGCAUGACAUAAGUAUUUGAUCACCUACCAACCAGUAAGAAUUCUGGCUCUCACAGACCUGUUAGUUUUUCUUUAAGAAGCCCUCCUGUUCUCCACUCAUUAGCUGUAUUAACUGCACCCGUUUGAACUUGUUACCUGUAUAAAAGACACCUGUCCACAACCUCAAAGGUCAGUUUAGGAAGGAAGAGGUGGUGUUUGCUCGGUUGCACCUAGGACAUUGUACAUUUAAAGUGUCAUUACAUUUGGUUGGCAAGCAUGUGAAUGGUUUCUGUACGGCCGGUGUAUAUAGUUGAUGAAACUAUGGAGCAUGUGCUAUUGUAUUGUUGUAUGGGGAAGAGAGUGAAAGAUUAAUGUGUAGGGUUAUUGAGGUUGGAAGGGUUGGUUAGAAGUUAGUAGGGCUCUUUUUUAUUUUCUUAGUAGUGCAGUAUCGGGUAGGAGUAGGAGGGUUAGGUUUUCUUAAAGGCCCAGUGCAGUCAACAACGCAAUUUUCCUGUUUUUAUAUAUAUUUCUACAGAAUGAGGUUGGAAUAAUACUGAGAAAGCGUGAAAAUGACAAUGCCCCUUUAGUGUAAGAGCUGUUUGAAAGGACCACCUGAAAUUUCAGCCUGUUUUGGUCUGCCUGGUGACAUUACCAGGCAGUAAAUUAGUUAAUAGGUCUAUAAGAAAGAGUUCCAAACCUCUCUGUCAAUAACAGCUAGUUUUCAGUUUUCCCCUCCCCACUCAGACCACUCCAAAACAGUCCUAUCAAAAUUCUUUGUUGAGAUAUGUCUUUGUGCAGAAGCUAUUUUUGUUUCUAUUUGACUAUUUUAAUUGAAAAACAAUCACACUUAAUUGUUACCCAGAAAUGAUUUGAUAUUGUCAUAAAAAGGCUGCAUUUGGACAUUUAAUGUUUCGUUCAAUUCUUAUAUCUGUGAUUGACUUUACAACCGGGUACAGUAGGUGGCGGCAUGUACCUCUUAACGUUUGUUUGCGGCCCACUAUUAUAUUAGAGAUGAAGAAGAAUCCCAGCGCUCUGGACGUCACUAGUUACCACAGACACAAAGUCAUAAACCCCGCAUAUUUCUAGUUUCUCUUCUUAAAAUGGGAUUUUAACCCUAACUAUACUCACAUAUUUCUAGCCUUACGCCUAACCUGGAAUUAAGACCAAAGAGCAAAUGUUGUUUUGACCAACUUUGUGGCUGUGGUUACUAGUGAAACCCCAACCCUCGAGUGAAAGGACAGCGUAUUUACGUAGCACGCUCAAUAGCUAAAUUGAGUUACGAGCGGGAGAUUUUUGUUCAAGGAAAGCAAGAGAAACUGGUGACAUACCUCGCCUGUCCAUAAAAACAAAGAUGGCUAUGAGAAGCGAGGCCAGGGUAGAGGCAGAGGUAGAGGAGGAGAGCUUUGGACCACAGCCACUGAGCAGACUUGAGCAAUGUGGCAUCAGUGCCAGUGACCUAAAGAAACUGGAGGAUGCAGGAUUCCACACCAUUGAGGCAGUGGCCUAUGCCCCCAAGAAGGAGCUGCUCAACAUCAAGGGGAUCAGUGAGGCCAAAGCAGACAAAGUCCUGGCUGAAGCUGCCAAACUAGUGCCCAUGGGCUUCACCACAGCAACAGAGUUCCACCAACGCAGAGCUGAAAUCAUUCAGAUCUCCACUGGGUCCAAAGAGCUGGACAAGCUGUUACAGGGUGGGAUAGAGACGGGCUCCAUCACAGAGAUGUUUGGAGAGUUCCGAACAGGAAAGACGCAACUGUGCCACACCCUUGCAGUCAUCUGUCAGUUGCCCAUUGACCAGGGUGGUGGAGAGGGCAAAGCCAUGUACAUUGACACUGAGGGGACCUUCAGACCAGAGAGGUUACUGGCUGUAGCAGAGAGGUAUGGACUUGUUGGGAGUGACGUUCUGGACAACGUAGCCUACGCUAGGGCCUUUAACACAGACCACCAGACCCAGCUGCUUUACCAAGCCUCAGCCAUGAUGGCAGAGUCUAGGUAUGCCAUGCUGAUAGUGGACAGUGCCAUGGCCCUCUACAGGACAGACUACUCAGGGAGGGGAGAGCUCGCUGCACGGCAAGGCCACCUGGGACGCUUCCUGAGAAUGCUGCUGAGACUAGCAGAUGAAUUUGGCGUUGCCGUUGUGAUAACCAAUCAGGUGGUGGCCCAGGUAGACGGUGCUGCUAUGUUCUCUGCAGACCCUAAAAAACCCAUCGGGGGCAACAUCAUGGCACAUGCGUCCACUACACGACUGUACUUGAGGAAAGGCCGUGGGGAGACGAGGAUCUGCAAAAUCUAUGACUCACCCUGCCUCCCUGAGUCUGAAGCCAUGUUUGCCAUCAACGCAGACGGGGUGGGUGAUGCCAAGGACUGAGCUCAGUUGGAACUAUGCCAGGAGGUGAGAGCAUGGUUGCAUUUCAUGAGGCCAUGCCCCUCACCCGCCACUGUAGACUUAAACAAUGGCAGCUCUCUUGGGCUGUGUACACUUCCCUGAAGUAAGGGCUAAUAUGGGAGAUGCUGGCCAUAAUGGCUACUUUGCAUGGAGUGUUGCCCAUUGCCCAGAAGAACUCAGUGAUGCACAUGCUUAGGCCAACACUGUAUACAGAUCUGUGUGGCCCUACGAAGCUGAGAACCAGAGGGAGCUCAGCUUCACAUAAACGUGGAAUUUUUUUUUCACCAAGAUAAUACAAGAAUUAACUCCACUGGAGGAUAUAGACUUAUUAUUUAAGAAAUGUGUUGUAUUGUGACUUCGGUUUUUCAAGGAUGUCUGGUUUUCUACAAGUGUUCUUCUUUACAACCAUUGUUUGGAUUUGACAUUCCCACUGUAUAUCAGAUUUAUUCAAUGAUUAAGAGCAGAUGUUUGAGUAAACAUACCAGUACAGACCCCUUAACUCCAUUUUCCCCUAUCAUUACAGAACUGUACUUUCUGUAUAAGAUGCAUUGUAUUAAAACCAUUAGGAUACCCUGUC